Molecule: messenger RNA, 6792 nt
Organism: Globicephala melas (long-finned pilot whale)
Lineage: Eukaryota; Metazoa; Chordata; Mammalia; Artiodactyla; Delphinidae
Source: RefSeq, a predicted model, not a curated record
AUGAGGCCGGCCCCCGGCACUGUGGUGGUGGUGCUGGCCGCCCCAGGAAAACCUCCUGCGGCCCCUCCCGGAGGGCCACCCAGGCCAGAACCGGAGGACCGAGAGGCAGAGGCACUACCGGUCCCCCUGCCCAAUGAAAAUAAUUCCCAGGGGCCGGCUGGGCGUACUCGCGGACGCACUCAGCGCGACCCAGGGUUCCGCCAUCCUGAUUCCACCAUAGCCCUACCCCUGCGAGAAAUAGGCCCUCCCGAUGAGACAGGGAACCCCCGACUCCAGUAUUGGCCAUUCUCUACCAGUGACCUAUAUAAUUGGAAAACCCAGAAUGCCCGUUUUUCUGAUAAUCCUAAAGACUUGAUAGCUCUUCUAGAUAGCGUUAUGUUCACUCAUCAGCCCACCUGGGAUGACUGCCAACAGCUCCUCCGGAUCCUAUUCACUACCGAAGAACGGGAGCGAAUCCAGCUGGAGGCGAGAAAACUGGUUCCUGGAGAUGAUGGUCAACCCACCGCUAACCCUGACCUCAUCAAUGCAGCUUUUCCCUUAACUCGCCCCCCGCAGGAUGAAUGGGACUAUAACACCGGAGAAGGUAGGGGACGACUGCUCAUUUAUCGCCAGACUCUAAUGGCGGGUCUCCGGGCUGCCGCGCGCAAGCCCACUAAUUUGGCCAAGGUAUAUUCAAUCGUACAAGGUAAAACAGAAAGUCCCUCCUCUUAUUUAGAAAGAUUAAUGGAAGCCUUUAGGCAGUAUACCCCUAUGGAUCCAGAGGCCCCCGAAAAUCAGGCCGCCAUUGUAAUGUCCUUCGUUAACCAGGCAGCCCCUGAUAUUAAAAAGAAACUCCAGAAGUUAGAAGAUCUGGAGGGCAAACAGAUACAGGACUUACUCCGUAUCGCCCAGCGCGUCUUUAAUAACCGGGACGCCCCAGAGGAUAAACAACUUAAAGCCACUGAGAAAAUGACUAAAGUCUUGGCGGCCAUUGUUCAGAAAGAUCAAGAGGGCCCCCCAGCCACUCGACCUCCCAGGCGACCAUUGGACAGAGAUCAAUGUGCCUAUUGCAAGGAAAAGGGCCACUGGGCUCGGGAAUGCCCCAAGAAAAGGCAGCCGCGCCCCAACCAGGGGCAAUGGCAACCGAACGCCACCCCAGUCCUGUUUACGCAUGAUACAAAGUAGGGGGGACGGGGUUCGGAGCCCCUCCCCGAACCCAGGGUAACCCUACGAGUGGAGGGGAAACCAGUCCAAUUCCUGGUGGAUACAGGGGCACAGCAUUCGGUCUUGGUUAAGCCCCACGGGAAAAUUUCUAACAAAUCCUCCUGGGUCCAGGGAGCUACGGGAGUCAAACGUUACCUAUGGACCACUCAGAGAACUGUGGACUUGGGCACGGGAAGGGUAACCCAUACCUUUCUGGUCAUUCCCGAUAGCCCUUGCCCCUUACUGGGGAGGGACUUACUCACUAAAAUGGGAGCACAAAUUCAUUUUCGGCCAGAGGGGCCAAUCGUAACAGACCCUCACGACCAACCCAUAUCUGUGCUCACCCUGAACUUGGAAGAUGAGUACCGACUUCACCAGGAACCACCCUCCCAAAAUCAAGAUAUAGAGUCAUGGCUUCAGCAGUUCCCCGAAGCAUGGGCAGAAACAGGGGGGGUGGGACUAGCCAAACACCGCCCAGCCCUAUUCAUAGAGAUCAAACCGGGGGCAGAUCCUGCACGUGUCCGACAGUAUCCCAUGCCCCUAGAGGCCAAGACUGGUAUCACUCCUCAUAUUCGCCGGCUUCUUGAUCUGGGGAUACUGCGUCCCUGCCAGUCGGCCUGGAAUACACCCCUGCUGCCAGUCCGCAAACCUAACAGUAAAGACUACCGCCCAGUGCAGGACCUGAGGGAAGUCAACAGACGGGUCAUAGACAUCCAUCCUACUGUGCCCAAUCCAUAUACUCUUUUGAGCGCCCUUAGUCCAGAAAAACAAUGGUAUACUGUGCUGGACCUCAAAGAUGCCUUUUUUAGUUUACCCUUGGCGCCCAAAAGUCAAGAACUCUUUGCCUUCGAAUGGUCAGAUCCCGAGAGAGGUAUAAACGGACAACUCACCUGGACCAGACUUCCCCAAGGAUUCAAAAACUCGCCUACCUUGUUUGAUGAGGCCCUACACGAGGAUCUCAGUGAGUACCGGAGACAAAACCCCAAUAUAACCCUCCUGCAGUAUGUUGAUGAUCUCUUAAUAGCUGCUGAGACCGCUGAAGCCUGCCUGCAGGGAACCAGAAACCUCCUACGGACUCUCGGCACCCUGGGAUACCGAGCCUCUGCCAAGAAAGCACAGAUCUGCAGGCCUGAGGUAACUUACCUGGGAUACCUAUUGAAAGGGGGGCAACGAUGGCUCACAGAUGCACGGAAGGAAACCGUCCUCCGCAUCCCCAGACCCACCACGCCUCGACAGGUGAGGGAAUUUUUGGGGUCGGCUGGGUUCUGCCGUUUAUGGAUACCCAAAUUUGCUGAAAUGGCCAAACCGCUAUACCUAGCCACCAAAGAGCAGACGCCCUUUGAAUGGACAGAAGAGGCUGAGCAGUCAUUUCAGCAGAUUAAAACUGCCUUGCUAUCCGCACCCGCCCUGGGUCUCCCUGAUGUCUCCAAGCCCUUCCACCUCUUUGUAGAUGAAAGCAAAGGCAUAGCUAAGGCCGUGUUGACCCAGCCCCUCGGUCCUUGGCCCAGACCUAUUGCUUACCUAUCAAAAAAAUUGGACCCAGUGGCUGCCGGCUGGCCUCCUUGCCUCCGGAUGAUCGCCGCCACGGCCCUAAUGGUAAAGGAUGCUGACAAACUAACUAUGGGGCAGGAGUUACAUGUCACCACCCCCCACGCCAUCGACGGGGUUCUCAAACAGCCUCCCGACCGAUGGAUGAGCAAUGCUCGAUUAGUCCACUACCAGGGUCUACUGUUAAAUCCCCUCAGAAUCAGCUACACUCCGCCGCGGGCAUUAAACCCUGCCUCCCUAUUACCUGACCCAGAUUUGGACUCCCCACUCCAUGACUGUGCAGAGGUACUGGCCCAGAUCCAUGGGGUUCGGGAAGACCUACGUGACCAGCCCCUACCGGAUGCACAAGUCACAUGGUUCACUGACGGCAGCAGCUUUGUCCAGCAAGGUCAGAGGUAUGCGGGGGCAGCAGUAACAUCAGAAACUGAGGUGAUAUGGGCAGAGACUCUCCCCCCAGGGACCUCAGCCCAAAAAGCUGAAUUAAUUGCCCUGACCCAAGCUCUCAAGAUGAGCAAAGGCCAAAAAGCUACCAUAUACACAGACAGCCGGUAUGCUUUCGCUACCGCACAUAUACAUGGGGCAAUAUACCGAGAGCGGGGACUACUCACAGCAGAGGGCAAAGACAUCAAGAACAAAGAGGAAAUCCUGGCCUUGCUAGCGGCCAUAUGGGAACCCAAAAAGCUAGCCAUUGUACACUGCCCGGGGCAUCAAAAACCCACGAAUCCAGUCACCCGAGGCAACAAUUUGGCAGACCAGACGGCUCGAAAGGCGGCACACACUCCAAUACCAUUACUUCCCCUGCAACUGCCGGAUCCAGGCCCCCGGGAACUACCGCCCCAACCCGACUACUCGGAGGAUGACAUCAGAUGGAUGAGCAAGCUUCCUCUAACCCAGGUUAGAGACGGAUGGUGGCGGGACGCUAAGAACAAUAUCCUCCUUCCUGAGAGACUAGGAACCCUGGUCCUUGAACGGAUCCACCGUAGCACCCACUUGGGCGCCCGACGGCUACAGGAUCUCAUCAGGCAGACUGGACUUAAAAUUAAAAAUGUCUCCGAGAAGACUGAACGACUGGUUGCUGACUGUGCAGUCUGCCAACUCCAUAAUGCCAGCACCCACCCGCCAACCACUGGCAUCCGGGAGAGAGGAAACCAGCCUGGAGCCUACUGGGAAGUGGACUUCACGGAGGUAAAGCCUGGCAAAUAUGGGUAUAAAUAUUUACUGGUGUUUAUAGAUACCUUUUCAGGUUGGACUGAGGCAUUCCCAACCAAGAAUGAGACUGCACGAAUAGUAGCUAAGAAGCUACUAGAAGAGAUCCUGCCCAGGUAUGGCUUUCCAGUUAUGAUAGGGUCCGACAACGGGCCAGCCUUCGUUUCUAAGGUAAGUCAGGAUCUGGCUUCCAUACUUGGGGCUAAUUGGAAAUUACAUUGUGCAUACCGCCCCCAGAGUUCAGGACAGGUAGAAAGGAUGAAUAGAACUCUAAAAGAGACCUUGACUAAAUUGACCAUGGAGACUGGCGCUAACUGGGUAGUCCUACUCCCCUACGCUCUGUUUAGGGUGCGAAAUUCCCCCUAUAAGCUAGGAUUUACUCCCUACGAAAUAAUGCAUGGUAGGCCUCCUCCUAUCAUCCCUAACCUAAAGACUAACCUUAUCCAAUUGGACCCAGAAAAUAAUCUCCUGUCUUCCCUCCAAGCCUUACAGCGGAUACACGAGACAAUCUGGCCCAAACUAAAAGAGCUAUAUGCAACAGGACCCCCACCUACUCCACACCAGCUCCGGCCAGGUGACUGGGUCCUUGUCAAACGCCAUCGACAAGAGACCCUAGAACCCAGGUGGAAAGGACCUUACCAGAUCAUCCUGACAACGCCGACAGCCAUCAAGGUGGACAGCAUAGCUGCCUGGAUCCAUCACACACACGUCAAGCCGGUGGACCCAUUUUCUGACCUCAUCAAGUCCACUAAAGCUGACGUCACCUGGACUGUUGACCGGAGUAAGAACAAUCCCCUCAAACUGACUUUGCGCCGUACCCUCCCCCAUGAUGACCAAGGUACUGUUGAUAGCCCUAAUGAUAGUCCUAACCCUCAACCCUCGGGCCACGAGGGGAGGAUUCGGCCCUCCCCCCAAUAAGAAUACUUUAAUACAACUACUAUAUGGUGCACCAUGCGAGUGCAGGGGAGGUACUAUGGAGACUCCUGUUGUUCCCCGAGGGUAUACUCAUAUGCAGGACUGCGGGGGCAUAACUGCGUAUCUUGUUCAGGAAUAUAGGGUUACCGGGGCCUCUCAAAACUGGCAAUGCUACCAUAAGCCUAAGCCACUCCCCCCUCGAGCUACUUGCCCCUGUUCUACCUUCCAGGAAUCGAUGCAUAGCAUGUGCUAUUCCUCUUACCAGCAAUGUAUAGGGGCCAAUAACAAGACUUAUUUCACAGCCAUACUACAGAAUAAUAAAAGCCCCACCAUUAGUGAUGAUAAUAAAUACCUUCAGGCUGGAUGCACUGGCACCCCCGGGACCCCGGUAUGCUGGAAUACCAGGGCCCCCACACAUAUGUCAGACGGUGGGGGGCCCCAGGACGCAGUGCGCCAGAUAGAAACCCGAAGACAAAUAGAAGAGGCCUAUCGGCAUCUGUACCCACAGCUCAGCUACCACCCCCUAAUUCUCCCUAAGGUCGAUCCCUCUGAAUUGGACUCCCAGACCAUGUCCAUACUAGAAGCUACUUUUGCGCUUUUGAAUACCACCAACCCCAACUUAGCACAGGAUUGCUGGCUCUGCCUUCCUCAAGGACCGCCCCGCCCUAUAGCCAUCCCCACCUUCGCCAAUUUAAAUAUCAGCGAACGAUGUAACCCUACUUCACUCCCCGAGCCAUUCCCCAUACAAUUUUCAAAAUUUUCAACCACCUUUAAUACCUCAUGCUUUGUCAAGAACGAUUCCCUCUCUAACGCCAGUAUUGACUUGGGAAUCCUUUCAUCCACUGGAUGUAGUCAAUAUAUCCCCGUGAACUCCUCCCUCUGUAGUCCUAAUACCACUGUCUUUGUCUGUGGAAGUAACCUAGCAUACACCUAUUUACCCCCGAAUUGGACAGGGGUCUGCACCCUGGCCACCCUUCUCCCCAAUGUAGACCUGAUCUCGGGAGACACCCCAUUGCCCAUUCCCAGCUUUGACCUCUGGGCAGGGAGAACCAAACGAGCCAUUACAGUCCUACCCCUCCUGGUAGGAUUAGGAAUUACAGGAGCUGUGGCCACAGGGAGUACGGGUCUUGGGGUCUCCCUUCACUCCUAUAGUCAGCUGUCUAGGCAAUUAAUAGAAGAUGUAGAAACUCUCUCUGGGACCAUUCAGGACUUACAGGACCAAUUAGAUUCGCUGGCCGAGGUGGUCCUACAGAAUAGGAGGGGCUUAGACUUGCUGACAGCUGAACAGGGUGGGAUAUGCCUCGCCCUAAAAGAAAAAUGUUGUUUCUAUGCAAAUAAAUCAGGCAUUGUAAGAAACAAGAUCCACCAGCUCCAGGAAGACCUAGCUCGCCGCCGGCAAGAAUUAGCGGAUAAUCCCCUUUGGUCAGGAUUUCAUGGGAUGCUCCCCUUCCUCCUCCCCAUCCUGGGCCCUCUACUAUGCCUCCUUCUCCUCCUCACUAUAGGUCCCUGUAUACUCAGUAAAGUCAUGAAUUUUGUUCGCGAAAGAAUAAAUACAGUCCAGCUAAUGAUAUUAAGAACACAAUAUCAGCCCUGCGAGGCCUCAGAAAUUGAAGAAACGGAGCCUUGAGGACCCAAGAUUGGCUCCUCUGGUUCAUGAGAAAGGGGGGAAUGAGGGGGCUAUGUUCUAGUUUGGUGAGAAUAGGACUGAGUUGACGCCCUGCAUUCAAUUUGUGCUUUUCCUGGAAUUUCUUUUCUGUUCUUUCCGGAGGGGAAGGGCCGAAAAAGGACCAUUCCAGGGCGCGGCGCUGGGCUUGCCACAUUUGGGAGCGCCGCCUGAAGUUGGGCGCACAGCCUCCCGACGCCCUGCCGUUGGGCUGGUGGAGGCCGCAGCACUGCUAGGGUUGUAUCAGUCCUCCUGUUUGCACUAUUUCUUUUUGCGAC